AUGGCCGAGGAGCUGACAAUGGCAGCAGCACAGGGCAAUAUACAACUGGUGGAGGAACUACUAGACAGUGGGGUGAACCCCAAUACCUGCAACUCCCACGGCAGGACAGCCAUCCAGGUGAUGAUGAUGGGCAGUCCACACUUGGCUCAGCUGCUUCUUGAUCAUGGAGCAGACCCAACCAUCAGAGACCCCACAACUGGCACCUGCCCGUCUCAUGAUGCCAUCCGGGAGGGCUUUGUGGAGACACUGGUCGUACUGAUAAAUGGAGGAGCGAGUGUUGACGGCCCACUGGACAACUUCGGCCACCGCCCCAUAGACUUAGCCUCCCCAUGGGUCAUGAGAGAACUUAUAGCUCUAGGAAUUGUCCACCACACCUGAAAGUACUUCUACUUGUCUCUGUUUAUUAUCAAUGGA
Molecule: messenger RNA, 414 nt
Organism: Hyla sarda
Lineage: Eukaryota; Metazoa; Chordata; Amphibia; Anura; Hylidae
Product: cyclin-dependent kinase inhibitor 2A-like
Exons: 2
Coding region: 1-378 (125 amino acids)
Biological process (GO): negative regulation of cell population proliferation; regulation of cyclin-dependent protein serine/threonine kinase activity
Cellular component (GO): nucleus
Molecular function (GO): cyclin-dependent protein serine/threonine kinase inhibitor activity; protein kinase binding
Source: RefSeq, a predicted model, not a curated record